This is a messenger RNA of Lagopus muta (rock ptarmigan), 594 nucleotides long. RefSeq names its product interleukin 22 (gene IL22). The transcript is spliced from 5 exons. The record is from RefSeq and is a predicted model, not a curated record. Bases 1 to 594 code for a protein of 197 amino acids. Gene Ontology annotation, cellular component: extracellular region. Lineage: Eukaryota; Metazoa; Chordata; Aves; Galliformes; Phasianidae.
AUGGCUACCCUGCACACCCUGACCAGGAGCUUCUCAGUAUGGGUCAUUUUCUGCUGCUGUUGCUGUCUCCCUCUUCUUCUCACCAGUCCCCUGCCUCCAAAAGGGACAGGGGUGGCUUCCAAUGCCCAUCAAGCCUGCAGCCUCAGAAAGAUCAACUUCCAGCAGCCCUACAUCAGGAAUCGCACCUACACCUUGGCUGAAAUGGCCAGGGUCUCAGAUCAAGACACUGACAAUAGAUUUAUUGGUCAGCAAAUCUAUGUCAACAUCAGGGAGAACAACCGCUGCUACAUGAUGAAGAGAAUUACAGAGAUUAUAUUGAAGGAUGUCCUCCUCACAGAGGCCAAGGAGCGGUACCCGUAUGCUGAGGAUGUGGCACAGUUUCUGGCAUCCCUGACCUCGGAGCUGAGCAGAUGUAAAUACUCAGGAAACAGAGAGCAUAUUGAAAAGAACCUGGAAGAAAUGAAGAGCAAAAUGAAAGAGUUGGGAGAGAAUGGAAAGAACAAAGCCAUCGGAGAACUGGAUUUACUGUUUGACUACAUAGAGAAUGCUUGUAGUGAUGCCCCAAAGAAGGGAGGGAACAAGAAGAAAAACUGA